AUGCUCAUACCAAGUCAACAGAAGUCAAUCAUCCCAAUUAUUCACAAAUCAACCCCCAAAUUUCUAGGAGACAAAUGCAUCAACGCAUGCAUACUGAACCUGAGCCGGCGUCAGCCACCGAUUGUCCCAUCUGCUCAUCGUAACCCACCUCGGCUUCUCCACGUCCCUCUCCAGCACAACGCCGGCGAGGGUUCUCAGCCCCGCACUAUUCAGAUCCGGACGCCCGUACCUCUCCGCCGCCAGUUCCCUCAAAUCCACCGUGUUGUUGUUGGACUCGAGCUCGUAGUCCUCCUCGAUCUUCUCCAGGUCCUGAUACACGCCGACUCCGACGAACGUGUAGCUAGGGUUCGCGAGGAAGUCGACGAGCGAUUUGGGAAUAUAGGGGGCGUGGAUGAGCUGGUAGACGAGACAGCGGCGGCCGACGCAGAGCUGAAGGGUGGCCGCGGGGUUGCUGUAGUUGCGGUUGAACGAGGGGCGCCACUCGACGUCGAGUCCUACCACUAG
This is a messenger RNA of Striga asiatica, 504 nucleotides long. NCBI's taxonomy places the organism in Eukaryota, Viridiplantae, Streptophyta, Magnoliopsida, Lamiales, Orobanchaceae. The record is from the annotation of a GenBank genome assembly.